UGGGGAUGGAGGGCCUGCAGAAAGCGGACAGGCAGUGGGAGAGAUGCGGGGAAAGGAUGAACGACAGAGGGGCGGCAGGGAAUGCUAAGGAGGGAGGAAGCUGCCUUGUACUUUGUCAGGCUAUAUCUCCAUCUAGCCCAGCAUUGUCAACUCUGACUGGCAGUGGCUCUCCAGAUUCUUUGGCAAAUGCCUCUCCCGUCGCCAGCAACCAGUCUUCUUAAAACUGGCAAGGCCAGGGACUGAACCAGGGUCUUUCUGCACACCAAAGCACUGAGCUUUGCUCCCUCCUCAGAAUGUUGGAAAGGGGUCCAGAUGACUGGAAUCUCAAAAACAAAACAACCCCUCCCAAGUGUCUCUAACAGAGUAUCUUUCCUCCCCUUAAAGACCCACACCCCCUGGGCAAUGCAGCCUACACGCCGGGGCCGCCUGUCCAUAGCAGGACCGAGCGUUCUUAACCCCACCACCAACCCUCAAGACAACCUCACAAGCAGCCCCUCCAUCUCUGGGGAUCUCCGGCUGCUCCAUACGAUGUAGGUAACCAGGGGGGCAAUGGGUGUGAAUUAGGGGUGGAGGGGAAAUUCAAUUCGUAUUGAAGGCAGAAUCUAUCAAACCCGCACUUUCUGAAAUAAGACGGAAACUGAAAGAUGGCCUUCGAUAUUCAGUUAUCCUGAUUUUGCAAAUACUGUUUGCCAAAAUGAACACAUUAGGUUAAAGUGUGCAUAAAAAUGAGUCUGUUGGUGAAAACAACAUUGAAAUGAAUUCUGUUACGAUAAUUUGGCUGCAAAAAAUGUGUACAGUAGUCAAAGCUGCAAGGAAAAAAAUGGGUUUAUUAAGAGAAAUUUGCACUAAAAUGCUGAAGAAUUUUCCUAAGGAAAACCCCAACAGAGAUUUAAAAUCACAAAAUAUGCAGCGAGGUAAAGCACAGAAAGAUAGGCUGUUUGACCUUUAAAAUAUGCCAUUGUAAAUUCCAAAACUUCCCUCUUCUCUCAGCAGAGAAAAAAGACCACACGUUUGAUAAAUUAAAAAUUGUUUACUUACAAACGCUCUAAAGGUCAGAUUCAUGUGCUUUUCUAUACAGCAUUUAGCUACACAGGCAGUAAAACCUGCCUUAGUCACAGUAGUGAAAGUUCUUAAAUUAUUGGUAUAGGAACUCAAGAGAAGCUUAUUAGAGCUAUGCGCCUAAGCUGGAGCAACCAGCUUAGCCUCUUCACAAACCAAGUUCAUCAGGUGGAUUGGAGGGGAACAAAGGUUUGAUUACAGAGUCCUUCCCAAGCCAAGGUGAGCUAAGCCUGGCAGGACAGCUUGCUUCAUGGUUUUAACCCCUUCGUGCAUUAAUUAGACUUAAGUAUGUUGGUUAUCUUACAAAAUUGGCAGGCCUUUUCCUCCCUAGAUGCUAUGUACCCCUCUCACCUCAAAACUCACCCAGACCACCUGCAUUUUUCAAAAUGCUGGUGAUUACAUUUACAGCCUUUCAUGGCUGAGGUCUGGGACUCUUAAGGACUGCCUUCUUCCCGCAAAUGAACCUGCCCACACUUCUAGUGUUGACUCCAGUUUUUGGAGGCCUCUUAGAAAAGGCAUUCUCUCUGAGUCCAUCUCAGGAGAUGCCAACAUGGUGCCCUCCAGAUGUGGUAGACCUACAACUCCCUAUCAGUCCCAGGCAGAGCGACCAACAGCUAGGGAUGAUGGGAGUUGUAGUCCCACAACAUCUGGAACACAUGGCAUUGGCCUAUCCCUGGUUCACCUGCUCACUGAAACACUUCAGUGAUCUCUUGUCAGGGUGCCCUCUGCUGGGGUGUGGGCUAUCUUCAGAAGCCCAGCUGGCCUCUGAUGAUGGCUUUGCUUUCACCAUCUCCCACCGCAAUCAGAAGCGAGAUUGUUGGUGACAUGCGGCAGCCUUCUCUUCUGCGGCAUCUAGAGUUGCACACACACUGUGCAUUUAAAGCCUAUAUAAAUCAUAUUCCUCCCACCCCAUCCAAAGAAUUAUGGGAACUGUAGUUUGUUAAGCAUGCAGGGAAUUAUAGUUCUGUGGCGGCAAAUUACACUGCCCAUAAAUAUUGAGGGUGGGUGGGUGAAGUAUGCUUUAAAUAUAUACAGUGUGUAUGCAGCCUAGCCUGUGGAGCUUCCUUCCCUUGGAGAAGUGUAUUAAAAAUAAAUAAAAAAUCUGUGGGCUUUUUGAUAAGCUGUCAAACCCUCAUGUCUUCAUCAGGCCGUUGCCUUGAUCAAGUUGUAUAUCACUGCCUUCAUCUGUUUUAUUUGACGAGGUGGCUUUCGGCUGCAAUGUGACUGCGUCAUUUGAUCUUGUUUUAUUGUGGAUCGUAUGCUUUCAUUAUUUAUAACUUCAUUUGUUAUACAUGAAGGCCAAUAGGUGAAAAAUAAAGGCCUAUAGCAGCCUUCCCCAUCCUGGUGCCCUCUAAUUAUUUUAGACUACAAUUCCUAUCAACUGAUGGGAGUUGUAGGUCAAAGUCUCCAGAGGGCAUCAGGUUGGCCUAUGGGCCUAUAUGAAAAUGUAUAGUUUUUUGUUUUUUGUUUAAAAGACAGCCUAGAAAUUCUAGUGUAGAAAUGACUAACAGAUAGACUAAAUAAAUAAAUACAAAUAAUCUGGGCAUAUAUUCCCUUCCCCAACAGAGAUUGUGGAGAUCAGCUUCUUUGCUGCCAGUUCAAUAAUGAAGGGACACGGGUUGCAGCAGGAAUACGCACUGGUACCAUUAAGGUCAGUCUCACGGGUUAUUACGGUCCAGACAAAAUAUUGACGACGGCUGGAUUUGGCCCUUGAGCUGCUGGCUCACCAACCUUGAUCUAUAUUAUAACCUGCACCACAUUCUGUUUCCACUGCAAAAUACCGUGCUCCGUGAAGAUGUCCAUCUCAUAAGCUGGGCUGGCUUUUGUCCCAUGUUUGUCCCAUUCUCUAAAGGAUGCAGAGCUGGUUCCAGGAUUGGAGGUCCUUCGGACAUGGCACCCUAAACUGGACAUCCUCUCACACACAAACACAAUCUAGAAGAGUCAGGACAUACAAAAUGAGAAUUCUCUUAGGCUAGAUUUGAUCUUCUUGAAUAACCUUUGCAGAGUGGAGAGCCAAGUGCUGUCUGCUGGUCUUGGGGCCUUGCAGAUGCCCAGUUCUGCCACCAUCUGAAGGCAGCCCCGAUGUGCUAGUCCACUUCCUGGGGUUCAUACUCUGGGCUGAGCUCUACACAAAUGGUAUCUCGCAGCUCAUGCUGUGCAGAGAUCUUGGAGUGCCAUCUUCUGAAGACUCCGAUUUUUGUUCCAUGAGAAUAGUUAUUUUUAAUGUGUGGUACACAUAGAGAUGGGGAGGUAAUUUGAUUCGAUUUACAUGAUCUUUUGCAUGGUGUAUUCAUGUGUUGUGUUCUGCCCACCUCUUUGCGUUCCUUACAGCCUCUUUCCCCUCCUCUGUUUAAGGUUUUAUCUGUCAACGAUGGGUCACUUCAUCAAGUUCUUGCUGACAGCGAGACUGUAGCCCUUGGGUUACCUGUCACCUCCCUGCACUUUAUGCCUCGUGGGCCUGCUCACAACGGGGAUGUCUUGCUUGCCACCUGUGAGUAACACCUUUCCCUUGACCUUUGAGCAGAGAGGAGGCAACCCUGAACUUCAGCCUUAAUGACACCAGGACCAGGUGCAUGACACAUGUGCUAUUGAACUGAUGGCAGACAGUGACUGUCAGAGUGGUGUCAAAUUCAAGAUACGUAUCCAUAGACAAUUGCCAAAGACAACCAAUGCAGCCACAUUUGAUUUCAGAUGUCAAAAAAAAGAGAGGGCUCCGGUAAAAAGGAUUUUUUUUAAAAAAAAAUUUAUUAAGUUUUACAUUGCAAAUUUUAAUUUAAACAUCAACAUUUAGGAUUCCCUGAAUCCUUUGACUCUCCUCCACCCUUUCAUCGUUUCCAUUAUCGGUAAAAAUGAUUUUUAAAAGAAAAGUCAAGAAGAAAAUAUCUCUUCUUAAAGUUUGUGAGUUAUUCACUGGCCACUCUGGGAAACAGGAUACAGUCAAACCUCACUUCUUGAAUAGCUCCGUUUUGGAAUGUUUCAGGUCCCAAACGCUGAAACCCAGAAGUAAGUGUUCUGGUUUUCAAAGUUUUUGGGGAGCUGAGUGUCUGAUGCAGUUUCAGCUUGAGUGCAGGAAUCUCCUGCAACCAAUCAGAAGCUGCUCCUCGGUUGUCAAACACUUUGGAAGCCGAACAGGCUUCCGGAACGGAUUACGUUCAACAGCCAAGGUUUGUCUCUACAGUGGUACCUCGGGUUACAAACUUAAUUUGUUCCGGAGGUCUGUUCUUAACCCGAAACCGUUUUUCACCUGAGGCGUGCUUUCGCUAAUGGGGCCUCCUGCUGCCACCGCACUGCCGCCAUGCAAUUUCCGUUCUCAUCUUGGGGCAAAGUUCGCAACCCGAGGCAACUACUUCCAGGUUAGUGGAGUUUGUAGCCCAAAGUGUUUGUAACCUGAGGUACCACUGUACUAGAUAAUAAAGGCCUUUGGUCAUAUCCAGCAGUGCUGUUCUUAUGUCAGCAUUAUGUGCAACGCAAAUAAUGGGUGUAGAAAUGGGUACAGAAUCUUUUCUCUCUCUUUUAAAGCCAAUAUUCUAGCCCCUGUGGUGAAAGUGUGUGGGAAAUGACUUGUCAAAAACUCAGAAUCCAGAGAGGUGCCAAAUAAGAUUCCCAAUGGUUGGAAUUGGAACAUCAGUGUUUUUGUUUCUCUCACAACUAGCAAAAUAUUGAUUAACAAUUAAAGUAGCAAAAUAAGGAAAAUAAAUUAUACAAAACUGAUACAGGUCUCAAAACCCAGCUUUUCCUGCUGCAGAUUCUUUCAUGUUUAGUUAUUUUUAAGGUGUUGUACACAUAGAGAUGGGAAAGUAAUUUGAUUCAGUUUACAUUUACCUAAUUCAUUCUUUCUGAAUCCAUCCUUCACAAUUUGUACCUCUCCAAAUUUUGUGGCAUAGUGCUCUAGCUAAAUAAUGUGCCCCAAAAUGCAUAUGCUAGAGUAAAAUGGGCAUAAAGAAACAUACAAAAGUGCACUAUAUUAUGGAAAACUGAUUUGUACACAUUUGCACAUUAGGCAAAAUUACAUACAAAAAUGUGUAGGAGAAAUUUGGGCUAAAAUAAUGAUGAAUUUCCAUGAUGAUUUUAAAAAAUAAAUAAAUCACAAAAUGCUGUGAAAAUGUGGGCAACCGAACUCAAGGUUGGAAGAAUGAAAAACAGAGAGAAACCGAAAUGGACUGAUUCACCUAUCCAUAAGUACACACGACCCUGAAUACUAGUAAACCCUCUUGUCACAUACAGUACUUCCAACUGGGUUUUCUCCAAAAUCUGGCAGCUUCCUCAAUGGUGAAUGUGGAUUUCUGCAAGCUGAUUCAAGUCAGAAAAAUGUGUUCAGAAUUCUGUUCUGUUCCUGCCUAUGCCCCAUGAAAAUAUUUGUCUCAGAAGCCUACCUUUCAUGUCGUAAUAAAUCCUUUGGCCACUCACUCUCUCCGUCACAGAUUCCGGUGGGAAAGUGAAACUGUGGCAUGUUCCCUCCCGCACCUGCGUGAGAACCAUAACGGAGGACCGCCAGACAAUGAUCGCCUCUUUCAACCCUUCUGGCUCCAAGUUCAUCACAGGGGGAGCAGGACCCGGGAUUUACAUGUAUGAUGCUCAGACCUGGGCAAAAAUCCAGACUUUUAGCCCAAGGUAUGCUGGACGCGGGUGGCACUGUGGGUUAAACCACCGAGCCUAGGACUUGCCGAUCAGAAGGUCGGCGGUUCGAAUCCCCACAACAGGGUGAGCUCCUGUUGCUCGGUCCCUGCUCCUGCCCACCUAGCAGUUUGAAAGCACGUCAAAGUGCAAGUAGAUAAAUAGGUACCGCUCCGGCGGGAAGGUAAACGGCAUUUCCGUGCGCUGCUCUGGUUCGCCAGAAGCGACUUAGUCAUGCUGGCCACAUGACCUGGAAGCAGUACACCUGCUCCCUCAGCCAAUAAAGCGAGAUGAGCGCCGCAACCCCAGAGUUGGUCACGACUGGACCUAAUGGUCAGGGAUCCCUUUACCUUUACCUUUAUGCUGGUAGUAGGACACCGGGCAGUACUAAUAGGGGGAAUUGUACAUGCAGUGCACUGGAUUUAGUAGGGUGUGUGUUUCGGCUGGCUUUUGGUUUCCUAAGCAGCAACUCUUUUCUUCCUCCAGCUAUUCCCCCACUGUGAUGGAUGGGCACACGUCCCGGGUCUAUGCCCUGACCUUCUUCCCGGAUAACGAUGAACGAUUUAUCUCUGGAGGAUGGGAUGACACAGUGCAGGUGAUGGGGUCUGUGAUGUGGGAAGUAGAAGGCUUGGGUGAGGUGAGGGGCAAAAAUGAGUGUUGGUGGGGCUGAAUUACUGGGGAAUGUGCAAUGUGAGUAUCCAGGCCCAGCUCCAGAGGGGGUUGGGUCAAGUAAUUGUUAAGGCCACAGGAAGCUCAAAGGCAUCUUGGGAAAAUUCUCUGCUUGCAUUCUCUGCACGUACACCUCUUCCAGAUUAGGGAGGCCCAAGUCUCCACCUCCAGCCCUGGCAAAAAAAUCCUGAAACUGGCACCAUAUUUUAGGGCACACUCUCUUUGUUGGGGGCACAGCUCCAAAUUCCAGCAGGACGUUAGCAUCUCCCAGAAUCCUUUGCAAUGUGCAGGAUUUCUGCAGCAAAUCAAUGGCUCCCAAGUCCUGACUGUUUUCUUUGAAGGCCAGCACUGCGUUCUUUGAAGGCCAGUGUGAGAUGGCCACCUCAGGCAGCAGGUGUUGCGGGGUUGGAAGGAAAAUGUUUGGAGGACAGAGCUGUAUUUGUCAUUUGGUCUGCCCUGUGCCCUCUAAGCUAACUGGCUGUCCCAUUACCGGUGUGAUUCAACCACCAGUCUAGUCAAUAUCUGUACAUGGAAGGGGCGUCAUAUUGUCCUUUUGCCUCAGGUGGCAGAAUAUCUUGGCUUGGCCAUGCUAUAGGAAGGAAGUUUAGACGCCACUGGCCUUCCUCCCUUGCAGUGGAGGCUGGUCCAUUAGGGGAAAUGGGACACUCUCCUACCAAGCUCCUGUACUUUUCUGUGUAUAGCACGCCCCCAUGUAUAAGACACCCCCUAUUUUGGGGGACUAAAAAUACAGUGGUACCUCGGGUUACAGAUGCUUCAGGUUAUAGACUCCUCUAACCCAGAAAUAGUACCUCAGGUUAAGAACUUUGCUUCAAGAUGAGAACAGAAAUCAUGCAGCGGCAGCGCGGCAGCAGCAGGAGGCCCCAUUAGCUAAAGUGGUGCUUCAGGUUAAGAACAGUUUCAGGUUAAGAACAGACCUCCGGAAUGAAUUAAGUUCUUAACCAGUGGUACCACUGUACAGAAAAUGGGGGAGGAGAGCUCAGAGUUGUUGAGCUUUUUUUAGGGGAGGAUUACCGAAAACCACGCACCCACCUGACCUACGCUAACACUCGUGCAAUAGCCUCCUAAUAUCUGUCCCCUCAGCGGCAGAAACAAUCAACAACCAAUCGACACCGCCCCUUGCUGAGGCCACCAAUAACACGCUGCUGACAAUCUCCGGCUCGUGACAUCAACCAAUCCCAUGUCCCCACUAUGCACUAUCCAUGCAUAAGACGACCCCCUAUUUUAAUCAUAUAUAUUUUUGUAAAAAAACAUAGUCUUAUACAUGGAAAAGUACGGUAAUUCUGCCCUUAGGCAGUGCCCCACCUGUCAGCCUUCCUGCUUACAGCCAGCCCAUUGGGUGACCCUGCCUGUCAACUGCCUCCUCCUCAGUCUCCGUGCUCAGCAAGGAAGAGGAGGAUGGAGCAAAGCAAACAAUAGUUGGCUCUGCCUGACAUUAGCUCUGGCGCCACCUACUGUUGGACUCCCUGUCUUUUGCCCUAUCAACGGGCACCAGCAACCCCUGCUUUUCUGUCAGCUUAGGCAAAAGGGAAAUGUUAUCAGGCAGAUGCUGGAGGGAGAACCCCACCUAACCUCAGUUCUCUGGCUUCUGUCCCCUCAGUUCUGGAGCAUGCAGUCAUCACAUGCCUUACGGUACGCCUGCGCAGCCACCCCCUACUUCCCCCACUGCCCUUCCCCUUCUCACCCUCAAUCUUCUCUCACCCUCCCCACCCACCUUCCUGCUUUUUUUUUUUUUUUAUCUCCUCAGCCUUUAAUGAUUCUUCCCCUCUCUUCUUGCUCUCGCCUCCUCCUCUGCACCCUUGCUCCACCUUUGCCACAGGCGCAUCUCUGGGCCUCACGUCUGUGGUGAUGCCGUCUCGAUAGACAAAACUGGGACACAUAUCCUGACAGGCUCCUGGAGGAGGAACAACACCUUGCAGGUGAGAACUGGAGAAAGAGGUGCUUCGGAGGUGGCUAUAUUUUUCCCUGGUGGAGUGAGGAGGGUCCAUGGCUCAGUGGCAGAGCAUUCACUUUGCAUGCAGAAGGUCCCAGAUUCAAUCCCCAGCCCCUCCAGGUAUGGCUGGGAAACCGCUGCCAGUCACUGUUAAGCUAGAUGGACCAAUGGUCUGCUUUGGGAUAAGGAGCUUCCUAAGCAGCUUGAAGGGGGGAAGAUUGAUUUAUAUUUAGGGCAAGUGAAGAAAGGAUUAAAUAUUCUACCUCAGGGUUCUCUUUCCCCAAAACUCAGCCCCCUCAAGUUUGCUAAUAAUUAAAAACUAAGUCAAAUCCCACAGGGGGUGUAAAGGUAAAGGUAAAGGAACCCCUGACCAUUAGGUCCAGUCAUGGCCGACUCUGGGGUUGCUGUGCUCAUCUUGCUUUAUUGGCCAAGGGAGCUGGCAUACAGCUUCCAGGUCAUGUGGCCAGCAUGACUAAGCCGCUUCUGGCAAACCAGAGCAGUGCACGGAAACGCCGUUUACCUUCCCACCGGAGCGGUACCUAUUUACCUACUUGCACUUUGAUGUGCUUUCAAACUUCUAGGUGGGCAGGAGCUGGGACCAAACAACGGGAGCUCACCCUGUUGUGGGGAUUCGAACCGCCGACCUUCUGAUCGGCAAGUCUUAGGCUCUGUGGUUUAACCCACAGCACCACCCGCGUCCCUACAGGGGGUGUAGUUUGACUUUAAUUAGAGGUAGUCAGAGAUACAUUGCUAAAAAUAAACUGUGCAUGUGUAAAUAAUGUAUGUGUCUUUUAAAAAUGUCAAUUUUUUUUUUUAAGAAAAAAGGGGGUUUAACACAAAUACUACUUUUUACUUCAACCAGAUUUGGGAAGCUGAAACUGGCUCCAAGAUCAUGGACAUCCCAGAAGACUUCAGGGGCCACUCGCAGGUUGAAGACCCUUUUUUGACCCCAUUCCUCCCAACCCUUCCUUUUGGCUAAGCAUCUUGUGUGUUCUCCAGGCCUGGCUCCUCAUCUGGUCAUAAAAUGUACUAGAUUACUGAGAGGGUCCCCUUUCCCAUCUUCUAGUGAGGUGCUAGUGAGAUGUAUGGCAUGGUGGGACUCAAAAUGUUCCCCUUUCUUCAUUCUGUCCUUCUGCCUGAUUCUCUUCUUCCUCCUUCCCCAGAUUUAUACCUGCCACUUCCUCGGUGUUGACCAUAUUGUAGCUGGUGGGAGCCGGAAUAACUUAUGUCGGCUCAUUGACAGGAGAAUCCUCAUGGUAUGGUGGCUUAGCUGGGGUCGCUUGUGGGAAACAGCUGUGGCUCAGGGGGGGAGCAGAGGCAUUGUGUGGUGAAGCCCCAAGUUCAUUACCCUCUGGUGUCUCAAGAUCAAGGAAACCGGCAUUGUGGGUGAUGGGAAAGAUCUAUGCCUGAGAUCUUGGAGAUCUGCUGUUAAUCAGAGAAGACAGUACUGGGUUAGAUGGUCAAAUGGCGUAGCCCCAUCAACGAUGGUCCAGAAGUUCUUAAACUGUAGUCUGUGGACCAGCCGUAGUCCACAAGCUCCAUCCAGGUGAUUUGCUGAGAGUUUCUGGAACAACCAAAAAUAUCUGUAUUCCGACCUGCACUUGUUGUUUUUUCUGACAUGGAAAUUGAGGCCCUUUUGAUUGACCAGGGUUAAUCAAACAGGUCAACAAGACACUGAUUUAAUGCCUGUGGUUUUUUUAUAAUAUAAUCAUCAAUAUAAUGUUGAUGAUGUUGGCACUGAAGCAAGCAAAAAUAAGUGUCCCACUGAGGUUUUCAGCCAUUUUCAGGUGGUCUACUGAGGGUAAGGUUACCAGAUGUCCCUGUUUCCCGGGGACAGUCCCCGGAUUUACAAAUCAGUCCCCAUACAAAAUCCAUUGAAGUUGAAAAGUGUCCCCGGAUUCACUGAAAAAAAUGUGGUAACCUUUACUGAGGAGGCAGUGUUUUGAGAAGCGCCAAUGGAGGGUAGCUCUGUCCCAGGCUUCAUCUAUAUGCCACAUUAGCACUUAGCUCUGCAUGGAUCAAAUAAGGGGUGGGGCUUUUCACACCGUGGCUGUGUUGCAUUCUAAAUGUGAGGUUUGCAUUCAUUGAUUUUAUAUCUUUUAACCCAGUUUGCAGACAAAUACUGUCUCCUAAAGUAGUUCAUACCACUAAACAAACAAACAAAAAGAUGUAGAGAGGCCCUGAUCUGUGGCUUACAAACCCAAAAAGGCAACACAAACAAGGGAAGGGGAGUAGUGGGAGAUCAGUGCCUGAACAAAGGGGUAAGUUGCAAACAUACAUUUUUGUCCCAAUGGAGCCAGAGUGAUCCUCCCUUGCAGGCUUUCUUGCUUGGAUAGAAGUGUUGCAAUGGACCCACCAGCCCUUGUUCCUCUGACAGGCGGCAGAGAUCGGAGUGUGCUGUCCUUCUGACCCAGGGCAUUUGCUGCACACAAUGGCACAUCUUUCAUGCGCAAAUCAGUGCUCAACUUACAUUAUUGUGGAAAUGAAUACCCAACCCCCACUCGUCCCUCCCUCCACAUCUAGCACAUCCAUCACUAUUAGAUUAGGGCAGGGACAGGGAACUUGCGGCCCUCCAGAUGUUACUGGACUGCAACUCCCAUCAUCCCUGCCCACUGGUCAAGCUAGCUAGGGCUGAUGGGAGCUGAGGUCCAACAUCAUCCGGAGGGCAGCAGGUUGCCCACUCCCUGGAUUCUGGCAUCCACCAUCAGCUGUGGCUGUUCCAUGGCAGCACAUUUCUGAAUACAAGUUUGAGAACCUGCAAGUUGUAAGCAUUUGCCUGGCCUCUAUUGGAAACAGGAGGGUGGUCUAGAUGCUCCUAUGUUCUCAGGUUGCAUGACUCAGUGAUAGUUGGUUUUUAGAAAGGAGAUGGAAAGGGUUGGUGGGAUGCAGGAAGAAGAGAUCUGGGGAUUCAGCCUUCUGCCUUCUCUGAUGUGUUGUCUUCUCUUGCUUUGCUGCCAGAGCACAGGGGUACUGAAUGACCUGCCUGGAGGUGUCUACAGUACUCAUGUCAGCCCCCGUGGGGUCCUAGCUGCUACUUCCAACAAUUAUUUGUACCUUGCACAGACUCCACUGAGACCUUGAGCCCUCCCCUUUCAGACGGCUCAGCUUGAAACUCUCACUACAGAAUUAUGUCACCAACACCUUCCCAUCAUGCUGUGCUUCAAAUGAUUGUUGAAACCUUCCCAUCAUGCUCUGCUGUUUAAGGACAUGCUGACACACCUGGCUAUCCUCUGAUAAUUAUCCUCUGAUAAUUCUCUGCUCUUGUGGACAAACAAAAUCAUGGUCUACCACUGGAGACUGGAUGUGGCCAUCCCAGCAUACUCUGCUUGCAUCAGCAGCUUCUCAUCAUGCUCUUCUUCUGGUGAUGAAUGCCCACCACACUUGUAACCGUCUCAUCAUGCUUUGCUUCUAUGGAUGCCUUCCUGGCUUGAUCCAAUGCCAAGCUCACCAUGACUACGUCAGCAGUUUCGUCUUCCGUGGACCAUGUACUAGCAACCAGUCUUUGCUCCUAGGGAAUUAUGACCAACCUCAAUAUUUCCCAAGACUGCAGUUACUUUCCCAUCAUCCUCUGCAGCAGCUGUGACUAAUCCCAUCAUCCUCUGCUGCUGUGGGCCUGUGGUCUCAUUGACUGCUGCUGUCAUGCAGUUCAUGGGCUUGUUCCCAGAACUCUCUGGGGCUUGAAACAUUUCCCAUAAUCCUGUAUUGUAAAGAAUCAUGACAACCUAACAAAAGAAGCCAAUCACUCUUUGGGACCAUAACCAUCUUCCCAACAGACGCAGAGAUGGGUAGCCCUUCGUGUUUCUGCAUUGAUUUGACAUCCCUGCUCAGGGGUUAAAAAUGAAAGUACAUUUCUUUCUCUCUCUCUCUCUCUCUCUUUUCCCCACAUCCCAGUUUGGCUACCCUAAAACACUGCCUUGGUGCCAAAUUAAACCAUCAUGGCUGGGUC
This is a messenger RNA of Podarcis lilfordi (Lilford's wall lizard), 12239 nucleotides long. The record is from the annotation of a GenBank genome assembly. NCBI's taxonomy places the organism in Eukaryota, Metazoa, Chordata, Lepidosauria, Squamata, Lacertidae.